Molecule: messenger RNA, 1062 nt
Organism: Penicillium angulare
Lineage: Eukaryota; Fungi; Ascomycota; Eurotiomycetes; Eurotiales; Aspergillaceae
Product: class I SAM-dependent methyltransferase
Exons: 11
Coding region: 1-1062 (353 amino acids)
Molecular function (GO): methyltransferase activity
Source: RefSeq, a predicted model, not a curated record
AUGGCUGGCAGGUUAGAGGAUAUCGCGGUCGACCCCGAUCUAUACUCUAUGGCCACAGGGUAUAAUGGGGAGCCACAAGAUUUUCAGUCGGAAACUACCUCUCUCGCAUCCACUAUUGCAAGAGGACGAUUAGAAAAUGGCCGAAGAUACCAGGCUAUUAAAGAUGAUGAUUACUGGGGACCGUCUGAUGAGCAACAAUUCGAAGCGUUUGAGAUCGGUCACCUGGUUUUCCUUGUGAUUGAUCAUCUUCAGCCGAACCCACUCUUCCACGCUCCUAUUGGGGAAUCACCAAAGAACAUUCUAGACAUUGGAACUGGCAAAGGCAGCUGGGCAAUUGAUGUCGCCGAUCUCUACCCAACAGCUACCGUCCGAGGUGUGGAUGUCUUCCCUCCACCCGUAACAUGGAUGCCUCCAAACUGCGUCUUCGAAGUAGACGACGUACUCCGUGAAUGGACAUGGAAGGAACCAUUUGACUUUAUCCACAUGCGUUUAAUGUACGGUGCAUUCGCCCCAGAAGGAUGGAAAAAAGUCUACCAACAAUGCUACGAUGCCCUCGAGCCCGGCGGCUGGAUCGAGCAAAUGGAACUAGACGUACGGGUCUACAGCGACGAUGGAAGUUUACAAAAGCACCAUGAGCUAUAUAGAUGGGGCGACAUGUUCAUCAACUGCUCCGAGAAAGCCGGUUCCUCUCUCCGAACACAUGAAACAAUGCGCAAGGCAAUCGAAGAGGCAGGUUUCGUCGACGUGCACGAGAAGAAAUACAAGAUUCCUCUUGGUCCGUGGGCAAAGGAUACGAUCUACAAAGAGGCUGGUCACCUUCAAUAUGCGCAUUGGAAUGCCGCUCUGGAAGGCUGGGCAAUGUGGCUUCUUACUCACCAUGGAGAGCCGAAGCCAUGGACAAAGGAAGAGGUGCAGGUGUUUUUGGCUAAGGUUCGCAAGGAGCUGAAGACACCUGCUAUUCAUGCUUAUGAGCCUGCGAAUCGUGUUUGGGCGAGAAAGCCUACACUGGCAGAGAUGAAGGCGAGAGAAGAGACCCGGAUCAAAAUUGAGCCCUCGCCGUAG